This is a messenger RNA of Moesziomyces antarcticus, 4515 nucleotides long. Its product is annotated as nucleoporin. The transcript has a single exon. NCBI's taxonomy places the organism in Eukaryota, Fungi, Basidiomycota, Ustilaginomycetes, Ustilaginales, Ustilaginaceae. Gene Ontology annotation, biological process: protein import into nucleus; nuclear pore organization. Gene Ontology annotation, molecular function: structural constituent of nuclear pore. The record is from RefSeq and is a predicted model, not a curated record. Bases 1 to 4515 code for a protein of 1504 amino acids. Gene Ontology annotation, cellular component: nuclear pore transmembrane ring.
AUGUCGGACACCAAGUCCGCCCCUCCACCACAAAAGCCGGCGUCGGCGGCGGCGGCACCAGCGUCGCCCCCACCGCCCGAAUCCGCAGUCCAACCGUUGAUUGCCUUUUCCACAAUCGACGCACCUUCCCAACGCUUCUACGCAGUCGGCACCGCCGUCCUCAUCCAGGCAUGGAAGUAUUCUAGGAUCUUCAGACACCUGCUAUCCUCGUCCACAUCCACGCUCACAGCCACAUCGACCGCGCCGUCCCUCUCCACCGCCCUCUUGAUCAACUUUGCACUCCUCUUCGUCCUCUCGCGCCUCGGCAUCCCUCUCCUCGAUCCGCGCCUCGCAUCCGCAGCAUCACAACCACCACCAUCCAGCGCCAACCAAAAGCCCGUCCUUCAGCCGGCAAAGCUCGCAGGCCUCACAUACAUCCACUACCUCCUCAUCUUUGUCGCGCUCUCCUUCACAGAUGCUACGCUCAUCGGCAGCGCAUCCACAAAUCCACUCGCUCUGGCGCUCAACGCCAUCCUUGCUGUGCUCCAGAUCGUCACCUCCACCCUCGGCCUCAACCUGCCCGUGGCCGGCCUUCUUCCGGACGCGCUCAGCCGCCAGAUCUCCAUCAACGAGGGCCACGUGCGCAUCCGCGACCUCAUCCAGCCAAAGAGCCACAUCCUCGGUCAGCACACGAUCCACAUCCUCCCGCACAGCACCGCAAAAUUGCUCCCAUCCAGCGCCUGUUUUUGUGUCGGGCCAUCCACUCCCCAGGUCACCGUGCCUGUCCUCUUCAGCAACGCACACCCCGACCUCCUCCAAUACUCCAUCACCGACUUUGCCUCGGGCCACUCCACUUACUUCAACGUCAGCGUAGACAGCCUCAUCCCCUUUGGCUCCUCCAGCGACAACGCCGACUCCGCCCAGCUCGACGCCAUCUCCGCCGCAGCAUCCUCCCCAUCCAAUCGCCAAAACCGCGCCCAACGAGACUUGCUCGACGACGAAGAUGCCCUCGACGACACCUCCUCCCUCUUCCGCGGCCUCUCCUACGCCGAGCGUGCAAAGAUCCGCGCACAACGUCGCGCAUCCUCGCUCGACACACCCAAAUCCAAGCGCAUCUCCUCGCCUUCAUCCCGCAACCAACAGCAGCUGCUCUGGCAUCUUCCCAUCACCCAGCCCGGUCGCAUCCGCCUCGAGCGCGUCCUCGACAAGUCGCGCAACGACGCCCGCAUCUCGACCGCAGAGGCGCUCGUCGUACAAUGCCCCUCCACCAAGCUCAUCGCGCCCGCAUCGUCAGCCCCCUCCGCCACCUCCGAUCCCAUUGCUCUACAGCACAAGUGCCCAGGCGAUCGCGCUGAUUUUGCCGCCCAGGUCACCGGUGUGGCGCCACUGGAGCUCGAGUAUCGCCGCGUAUUCGAGCCCGUCCUUCCCGCCGGCGCCUCGGGUCGUCAAAGAGACUCGUCGCGCAACGAGUACAAGCGCAAGAUCUCGCGCAUUUCACCGCCGCACCACACCUCGCCCCUCCUCCUUCCCGAGGCCGAGGCGCUGCUUUCCCCCACCGACCGUCUCGCUCUGGCGCGGGAGCGCACGCGUGCAGCCUCGCGUCGCAACGAUGCCGGCGCCGAGGACUUUUCCUGGGCCGUCGCCGUCGACGUCGAAAUGCCCCUCAGCACCAUCGACCUCGACCUGCCCGGCAACUACACCUACGCGCUCGAGAGCGUCACCGACGCCUGUGGCAACCGCGUGUCCGUUCAUUCAGAGCCUCACCAUCCCCUCUCGCUUGCCCAAAAGGCACGCAAGAAGAUCAAGGGCGCAGACGAUUCCACCGCACUUUUGCACCAGUCCGUCGUCGUUCACCCUCGCCGCACCGUCGCUUUCGACCCGAGGCAGUGUCGUCCGGGCCAUCCACUGCCCCUCCUGCGCAACUCCAAGGGUAUCGAGCUCACCGUGCAAGCUUCCCUCGACCCAGAACAGGGCGCCGACUGGAACGUCAAUGUCUCAUUCCAGCCCGACAACAGCGGUGCCUCCAAGGGCAUGUGGGCACGCAAGCCGGCAGAUGCCUCCAACAUGCAGUUGGCUAUCCCGGGCCACAGCUCUCGCGUACCCUUCACCGUCGACAGCCCGGGCGUGUAUCGCAUCGAUGACGUCAGCGGACCCUUCUGCGCGGGUGAAGUGGGUUCGCCCUGGACUUGCGAGGUGGUCGAUGUGCCUCCUCCCACCGCACAGAUCAACUUUAGCAGCAUCGACGACCGUUGCGCCGGCCCCGUCGGCGUCAAGGCCAUGUCGGUCCUCACGGGCACGCCGCCCUUCCAGCUCGAGUACGAAGUGACCAAGCAGGGCCGUCAUCCCGAGCGCAAGGUCAGGACCAUCUUUGACCAGACGCGCGACGAGCUCGACUUCCGCCCGGACGUCGACGGCGCCGUGACGUACAAGUUUGUCAAGCUGCACGACAGCAACUAUCGCGGCAUCCCGCUCGACGGGCCGUCGUUCACCCAGGUCUUCCAUCCGCUCUCCAGCGCCGAAUUCACCGCGCCCAUCCGCAUGCACGACGACCGCGCCGUCAUGCAGAGCUGCAGCGGCAAACAGGCCGAAGCCGACGUGCGAUUCAGCGGCGCAGGCCCGUGGGAUCUCACCUACGCCGUCAGGGCGGGCGACCAGGUCGAGACCAAGCUGGUCAAGGCCAUCUCGCAGUCGCCGCACAAGCUCAAGAUCGACAUUCCCACGUCCAUGGCCGCCUCGGGUGGACUGGUCACCGUGAGCCUGGUCAAGAUUCGCGACGCACGCGGCUGCGAAAAGACGCUCGCCACGCGCGAUCUCAACGUCGAGGUGAGGCGCGUCCAGCCGAACAUCGGCUUCCUCCCCGUCAAGACGGACACGGGACGUCACCAAGAGGUGCUGGCAGGCAAGGCGGCCAAGCUGCCCGUGCGUCUGAGCGGGCAAGGGCCCUGGCAUGUCGACUACUCGUACAGGGCGGACGAGUCGGCCGACGAAGUCGACUUGACUGCCUCGAUCCACGGCGUCGAUGGCGAGCUGAUGGCGGAGCGACCGGGCCUGUACACCAUCAAGCGCGUCCGAGACAACUAUUGCCCCGGUAUCGUGCUUCAAGGUCAGGAAGACUUCCGCAUCAGCGUCCGGCCGCAGCCGCACGUCCAGUUUGCGCCAGAGGCAGGCACGGGAGCACGCAAUGGAAGCCUCAUCCGGGCGCCCGUGUGUCGCGGACAGCCGGACUCGGUGGACAUUGUCAUGUCGGGUCACUUCCCCGUCGAUGUCGAGUACGAGCACAUUUCGCCCUCGUGGAACGCCGGCAGCGAUGGCGAGGGCAAUGUGCCACUGGCAUCCGCCGCACACGAGGUGGCCAUGCACGGCAAGCGACGCAAGACGGCCUUUACGUCGGCGCUGGGCACCACCAACCUCGAAUUGUCGACGGCGCUGUCGGGCUGGCACACGUACGUGCUCAACACGAUUGGCGAUGCCGUGUAUGCGCCGUCGCCGCUGCAGGGCUUCUCGACCGAGGCGCCGAGACGGUUGGAGCAGAUGGUGCUGCCUCUGCCGAGCGCGUCGUUUGCCAGCACCAGCUCCAAGCACACCCGCCCGUCGCUGUGUGUGGGCGACGGAUUGGACCGGCUGAGCCCGCUGCCCGUGCUCAAGCUGCACGGCCAGGCGCCGUUCACCGUGUCGUUCGAGGUGGUUUCUGCGCUCGGCUCGACUGGUGCAGCGGGUGUGGUUUCGCACCGCUUCACGCGCACGGGCAUCCAGACGCACGACUACAAGCUCGACCUGGCCAAGGACGAGUUCUCGUUCAGCAGCAAAGGGCUGUGGUCUAUUCGGGUCGUGCAGGUGACCGAUGCGAACCACUGUCAGUCGGCCGUGAGCGACGGUAGCAAGCGCAGUGUCGAAGACAAGGCGAUUUCGAUCGAGGUUGCCGAGACGGCGGAUAUUGCGGCGGUGUCUUCGCGCGAGGACUACUGCGUCGGCGAGAUGGUCGACUUUUCGCUGCAAGGUAGUCCGCCCUGGACGGUGGCGUACGACUUUAACGGCAAGGCGGCCACCGCUGCGGUGACCUCGUCCGAGUUUUCGCGCGUGGCGGACAAACCGGGCGUGUUGACGAUCAAGAGUGUUGCGCAUCAGCAGAACCAGUGUCGACGCGACAUUGACGCGCGCGUGGCGCAGGAGAUGGUCAAGACGAUCCACGCGCUGCCGAGCGUACGCAUCAGCGAGGGCAACCACUUUGUCGAGGAUCUGCGCGAGGGCAACCAGGCGCAGAUCAUCUUUAGCUUCGAGGGCGUGCCGCCGUAUUCGUUUACGUUCCAACGCACACAGCCCGUCGACACACACGCGCGGCCCAAGGUGUUGGAGACCAACACGGUGAGCGGCAUCCUGGAGGAUACGUACAGCAUCUGGGCCGCCGUCGAGGGCACGUGGAGCGUCACCUGGCUCCAAGACCGUUGGUGCCAGGUCUCGAUCGAUUAUCAUAGUGGCGCCGCUACGCCGCUGGGCAAAUCGAGACUCGCCAUCAAGAAUGAGCCGCACAACCCGUAG